AUUUGUUUAAUUUAUUCGUUUUUGUUUUCUUUUUUAAUUUAUUUAUUAUUUCUCAUGAUCAUUGAUUCCAGUCCCCUGAUGUCCACACUCCAGGACAGCAGGUGGCGGUAACGCGCUUUGCACGAUAAGUGCCGCCCUCCGUUAAACCAGAAGAACAAGAGGAGGAGAAGAAGGGUGACGUCAUUGUUGGGGUAUUUUUCCAAGAUGGCGGUGGACUGUGACCGGAAUUCUGCAGCUGAAACAUUGAGAGGAUUUAAAUAAAAAGGGAUGACAACAUAUCAAUACUGUUAUCGUUUAAAGACACGUAAACGCAGUGAUGGUCAGGUAACGUGGCUAAAAUGGUAGCCCAAGAAGAAGCUAUGUUUUGGAUUUAUCUUAAAUCUUUCCAUUGCAUCUUUUUCAGGGUGAAUUCGGUGCAAAAAUAAUUAAGGGAUUUUAGUGUUUUUUCUGUAUUUAUUUGGGCGGAACCGAGCUGAUUAGGCCGUAAUGUGGUUAAAAUGGUAGCUUCGUCCUCCAGGAACAAGAAAACCUGCUGCUUUUGUUGCGGAUCCACCGGACGGGAGGGGGUCUCUCUGCGGGAUUUUACACCCGGGUUCGAGGCUCUUUCUUCCGACUGAGUGGUCAUGGAAACACCGGUGGAGAACGGAGGUGUUGAUCUGAACGAAAACGAAGGCGGAUACAUCGGAGGUCAGGACACCGGGAAGGGUCAUAUUUUUUACGUGACCGGUAACGGGAGGCAUGUGAACGGGGGGAAACCGGCCUCACAGAACCGGGACAUAAUGCUGGAUCUGGAGUAUCUUCCCCCGGGCAGAGGUGUGAUAUCUGGGGUCCUGAACGGAUUCACCGAGUCACCGGAGGAGCCGAGGACCGUGAUGGGUGAAGGAGAGGAAGGAGAGGAGGGCCAGGCUUCCUGUCCGGGGGAGAACCGGGACGUCACCCUGGGAGAAGACGCGCAUGUCGGCGGCGACAUCAGGGAUCCGCUCCAAUGUACCGGGAAACACCACCUGCAGACCAGCGGUUCUUCUACCGGUUCUUCCACCGGUUCUUCCUCCCCGAACAUGCAAAACGGGGGUGUUGAAAACAGUCAUCCUGAUGCAGAAAUCUCUCACAGUAACCUGGGUUUUUGCAACGUGGAGUGUGAGGAGGAGGAGGAGGAGAAAGUAGUCGCUAACGGUGGGGUUUUGCACAACACAUGCGAUUUUGAGGACAAAAACACUACUAAUAUUGGCAUUGAACAGGUGGCAGAGCAGGGAAACGGUGCAGGUUUGGGAGUUUGCAGCCAGAGUGAAUGCACCGGGACAUUAGGCUAUCAUUCCCCGGUGGAGGAUGUACCAACUGCGGCAGAACUUCCUCCCUCUUCCCCCUCUUUAUCCCUGGAGGAUUUCAGUGAGCUCAGUUUACCCGUCAGGCCGCAGAGUCUGAGGACGAACCCCAACCUGGUGGUUUCCCUCAGCUGUGAUGCAACACCUUUGUCCCCAGUGGAUGAUGAUGACGAUGAUGAGGGGGGGUUUUAUUUUGGAGACGAGGAGGACAUCCGGAGCGUUUUGGACUCGGGUCGCAGGCAGAGCGCCCCGGAUAAGCUGCCGAAUCCGGCCGAGCAGACAGAGAGCUCCGAGUCCAGGCUGAUGCCAAAGAGGUUCGGCAUAGCUGAGUUCUUCACCAGGAGCCUGUUUUCUAGGAAAGCCAAAGAGCCCAAGGCGGCGUCCCACAAUGCAACAGGGUGGCGACUGUUUAGCAAGCCAGCGACCAGAGAGGAGGAUCCGACUUCAGACCCCGAAUCCACACCGUGCACACAGGAGGAGGAUCAGGAUGUGGACCCUCAGCUGCCCUCGGCUGCAGGGCGGAGGAAGAACCUGGAGUUCGAGCCUCUCUCCACCACAGCGCUCAUCCUGGAGGACCGGCCAGCGAACCUACCCGCCAAAUCUCUGGAGGAAACUCAGAGACACAAGAUGGAGUAUGAUGAGAUGGUGGCAGGAGCCAAGAGGAGAGAGAUGAAGGAGGCGCAGAGGAAGAAGCGUCAGAUGAAGGAGAGACACCGACAGGAGGACAGCAUCUCCAACGCCAUGAUCGUCUGGAACACAGAGAUCCUGCCGCACUGGGACACCAUGAAGGCGACGAGGCGGGUGAGGGAUCUGUGGUGGCAGGGUCUUCCUCCCAGCGUCAGAGGGAGAGUGUGGAGCCUCGCCAUCGGCAACGAGCUCAACAUCACACCAGAGCUGUAUGAGAUCUUCCUGUCCAGAGCCAAAGAGAAGUGGAGGAGUUACAGCGAGACCAGCUCCGUCAACGACAACGAGAGCGACGGAGCCUCUCUGGCCGACAGAGAAUCCAGUCUGGACCUCAUCAAGCUGGACAUCUCCAGAACCUUCCCCUCCCUCUUCAUCUUCCAGAAGGGGGGGCCGUACCACGACCUCCUGCACAGCGUCCUAGGGGCGUACACCUGCUACAGACCGGACAUCGGAUAUGUGCAGGGCAUGUCCUUCAUCGCCGCCGUGCUGAUCCUCAACCUGGAAGAGGCCGAGGCCUUCAUCACCUUCGCCAACCUGCUCAACAAACCCUGCCAGAUGGCCUUUUUCAGAGUAGACCACGAGCUGAUGUUGAAGUACUUUGCAGCCUUCGAGGUUUUCUUCGAGGAGAAUCUGCCUCGUCUCUUUAACCACUUCCAGGACAACAACCUUACCCCUGACCUCUAUCUCAUCGACUGGAUCUUCACGCUGUACAGUAAGUCCCUCCCCCUGGACGUGGCGUGCCGGGUCUGGGACGUGUUCUGCCGGGACGGGGAGGAGAGUUUGUUCCGGACGGGUCUGGGGAUCCUGCGUCUGUUCGAGGAGGUUCUGCUGCAGAUGGACUUCAUCCACAUCGCUCAGUUCCUCACCCGGCUGCCCGAGGACCUACAGCCACACACACUCUUCACCGCCAUGGCCAACACACACAUGAUCAGCAGGAACCGCCGCUGGGCUCAGGUGUUUUCUGCGCUGAUGAAGGACGGGAUCAAAGAGACGGACAAAAACAGCAGCCCGGCUCUGAGGAGCUAACACUAGCCACCUUCACGCUAACCAUCGUUCUCCAAACUAAUCGAGGAGCGGGAGCUGGGAACUCUGGAGGACGAACCCCGACGGACCUGAAGCUGGACUCAUCGAUUCGUCAGGUGACGCAGGAAGUGAGAUCCCAGUCGUGGUUUAUUCCCAGACUUCAGCCGUGAGUCAGUAUUUCAGAUCUGGGAGGCGCAGUGUCUCUAAUCUACCAGCCUGCUGCUGCUGGGUAAUUAAAAGCUGCCUCUCAGAUAACACUCCGUUUUAUUUCGGGAUCACUCAUUGGAUUUGAGGAGACUCUGGAACCACUAGCGUCGCCCCUGGGCAAUGCAAACACUUUUCCGGUGCUAAUGUUUUCUAAAGGCUUGAAUAACGACCUCUGUGGUUAAAUUAUUAACGUAGGUUUACUUUAUUUCACAUCAGUAUUAAUUUGCUGCAUUUUGAGCUUGAACUCUGGAUCUAUUUAAAAAAAAAAAAAGGUGAUGAAAUCUGCCGUUAGCAUGGCGGUCGCUAACAUAGCUGCUAAAUUAGCCUCCUCGCUUCUAUAGGCAACAAAAGCAAACUGCAUAAGUUGGAUGAAUGGAGAAAUAGUGUGUAAUGUAGUCUGAUAAUAAGGAAUCACUUUAUAUACAUUUCAUGGGAUCAUAUGCAGCAGGAAGCAGGCUGUGAUUGUUACGUUUUCCCACAAAUUGUAUCCUCCCAUGGCCUCCAGAAGCUUUUUUUUUACAAGUGCUAAAUACUUAAAAUCCAACGGUUUAAGGGGGAAAACUCACCCUUUGUUGGUGUUAAACCAUGCAAGCGUUUAGCUGUUUUAGAAUAGAGGAAGCAGGACAUAUUUGGCAGGGAUUGCUUUCCAAAAGGGGCCAAUCACGACACUAGUAUGAGCUUUAACCAUCCGUGAACAUCUUGAAGGAGCGUAUCGCCAUCCAGGAUCCAGAUUCCCCCUCAGAGCACUUUAUACAUGCAGCACUAACGCUUCGUCAGUUAAGUAACGGGGCAUUAAGUGCCUCUCUGUUUCCUCUGUGGAGAUUUAACGACCAAGAUUGCCAAUCAGAGCCGAUCGGAUGAUACACCGUGCAUCGUACUCGUCUCCGCUUGAGAAGGAAGCUUUUUGAGUCUUUGCAGCAGAAUCUUUUCCAUCGUCUGUGAAAUUCCAGACGUUUAAAUGUCUGAAUGACUUGUGUUUUUACUUCAUUGCCUGUCAGAUAUUUCAUUUAAACACUGGAAUAUCUUUAGAUUCAACAUAACUGUCCAGACAGAACGUAUUAGCCUCUGAAUCCAACUUCUUGAAUGUGAUAUUUUUACUGCUUUCCUCAUAUAUUAUUGUGAAUUCAGUUUUGUCCUGAGUGAAAACAAGACAUCUUCAUUCAUCGCCCUGUGAAUGAGACUCUCUUUCAACCAAAAACCCCCCAAAAGUUGUAAAAGCUAACUAAAUAAAUAGGAAAACUACAAAUUAACUUUUGAGACGUUUGAGCCAGCACCAUUUUGGGCAUUUCUAAUACAAACAUUAUAAAUUGAUUUGUCCAACUUGCUGCAGAUCAAUCGUUUGUUUAAAUAUGAAACAAGAAGCUGGUUAACAGAUUAAUGAAUCCACACAUUUUAACGGUGCGUUCACACCGGACGGGAAGCAAGUUUUGAAGAACUUUUAUUUAUGUCACUAGGGACAGACAGACAGACAGACAGACAGACAGACAGACCAGGAGAAGUCCCGUGACGCUGUCUCCCAAGAGCCAAUCAGCGUUGAGAAUCCCCGCCCGCCUUACUGACAGUGUUGAUUACACAGAACGACACAUUAGCCGUUAGCUGUGUUAGCUGUGUUAGCUGUUAGCGCACAGUUAUUUAUACCUGUUCAGAAACUGGAGAAACAUCACUGUUUAUAAACGUGUGUGUGUGUGUACAAACCACACUGUGUUUAUGGGAUGGCGAAUACAUUCAUGUUUACAUGACGUUAUUGUGAGUGAGGACGGAGCAGCUACUGUGUUAGCUUAGCCUAGCCUGCGGACACUCCGAAGCAUUCAUUCAUGCUUUUAAAAACCGGUAGUUAAUUUCGGCAUCAUUAUGAUACGUUUAAUACAAUUAAAUCACGGUGAAGUAUGUUAAAGUAAUUCUCAUGUUAUUUUAUCUUAAUGUUGUUAUUGUUGUUGGUAUCUCCGCGGAGAUAAGUCCCGCCUCCUCGCCAGCGCGUCCAGUUUGAUCGACGCGAGUAAACACCAAUGAAUGCCGCAGUAAGUCUCGCGUGAGUACCGCGGGGAGAAUGCUUGUUUCUUAUCCGGUGUGAACGCACCCUAACGAGGUGUCAUUACAGAAGGUAUUCCAUGCUUCACGUUCUGAUUUUACCUGGAUUAUAAUCGUGCCGUUCCUGACGGCUGUUGAAGUCCUUUACAUCACCUCCAUCUUUGUUUGAACACUCCUUUGAGUUACGCACACUAUAGUAUGUGACCUCCAUUACCUCCCUGUGACACACGCACGCACGCACGCACACUCACUCCAUUUCCCCCGCAGAUCAUGGGCCUUACACACGUUUCUUAUUUUCAUUUGUUUGAUGAAAGCAGAAAACUCACUCAAGACAAAGGGAGCGUAAAGACAUGAACAUUUUUAUUUAAAUUACUCCUUUUUUUAAAGUUCUUCCCACUUUAAGUCAAACUAGCUGCUACUUUUAUUUUCUGUUCAUUUCAGUUAUUUAUUCUUUUAUUUUCAAACAAACCAGAAAGAGAAAUGACUGAUAACUGCAGCAAUAAUACCUUCUUCUAUAUUUUAGUGGAAACAAAUUAAAAUAACAGAAUAACUUCUACUAAGAAGACGCCUAUUACCCGGUAUAACGGUUGUUGUAUGCACAUAAAAAAACGAACAGAGAAAUGACAGGGCUGGGAAAGAGAGUCCAUUGAAUGGGAAUUAAAAGAAAUGACAAUUAACAUUUUAAAAAGUGUUAAAAAUGAAUUGGAUUAAAAAAAAGAAUUUGAUAGAGUUUAUAAAAGUUAUGAAGUCACACGGUCCUGAAUAAACCUCUGAUGUUCUCUGCGUGGCACCAGUGUUACACUAAAUACCUUCAUCAAUAACAACGUGUUGUUUUACACAAACAGCCAGUAAACAUGUCAGAGACGAAGGCAGUGUUAUACUUAAGAGACUAGCUCUGCAUUGUUCAACAUUUUGGACCGAAUGUAGACCCUUCAUGAUUACUGUGUUUCUUCAGAAAACUAAAGAAACUUCUACAAAAUCUCCAGUACUUUACACUAACCCCCCCUCACAUCCGCUUCCACAGGAAGUUAACUGAAGGAUUUUCAAAAUAAAACGUGACCAGAGUGUUACUAAUAUAGACCAUAAAAGGUGGAGUCAGAUUUGUGAUGCUGGUUUUGGAAUGAACAUGAUAUUAUACUCUUAAAUACACAUAUUAAACACAUCGGAUUAAAUACUGCAGAGAUACAAAGUCCUUGGUUACAAACGAGACUUUCUGGUUCAUUUUAGCUCCGUUUCUGAAGGAAAUCCUCCUCUGGACCUACACACUACUCUGCUAAUUAGAUAUAAUGAAUAAGAGAAGGCAAGAUAAUAUAAUUAUCCCUUUAAGGUGCAUUGAAUCCAAUGUUUUUUGAGUAAUUUACCAGGAUAAUGUGCAUUAACAGGUCAGAUUUUCUUUAAUCUACAUUAAGUGUGUGAUAUUAUGUGGCUUACAAAGAAAAACCAACGUAUUAAAACACCUUUUAAUCAUCCUUUUUAACACCUCUGUGAGUUUAGAGGUGUUACAAGUAUUUUAUUACUGUGUUUCAACAGCAGGUAGCAGUUUUUAGAUUUUGAGGUUUUCCAAUCCUGAAGAAUAGUCUAAACGUGAAAUAUAUAGUUAGUGUUUCCAGCCGAAAACACUCCAACUGCGUUGAAAAAGCCGCAGUUUAAUUUAAAUGGGAUUCACUGAGAAAAUGACUAAAUGAUGAUAUUUUCUGAGUGUUUCUCAGCAUUAAUGGUCAUUAAUUUAAGUGAACCUGAGCUGCGGUGGAGAUAAAGACCUUUCUACCUGUAUUUGAUCUCCACUCUUUUACACUCCACAAUACGUCAAAUAAAAGUGGAACAUGGUGUUUAUAGUCGGUGUAUUCACCCAGAAUCCCAGCAGGUCGUCUGGACGCUCCUUCACUCCACAUAUUUGAUGUUAAACUCUGAAAGCUGCCGAGAGGAAAUGAGAUGAAUGUGAUAUUUCCCCGUAACUAAGUUCAUAUAUUCAUUUUGUUUCAGUCAUCACUCUGUUUUAUAUUUACGCUUCUUUAUGUUUGUUCUGUUUUAUUGCCGAAUUUCAGUGUACAGUUUUUUCAUAAUGCCUUUCAGGUGAUGUAAAUAAACUGUAAAAAUGUUGUGUUCUUUUCUUAUAACGGCCACUGUUCGAAUGUGUAAAUAAAUAUCUCCGCAAACUGA
This is a messenger RNA of Eleginops maclovinus (Patagonian blennie), 7424 nucleotides long. It is a transcript of the gene tbc1d12a, whose product is annotated as TBC1 domain family, member 12a. Bases 624 to 3032 code for a protein of 802 amino acids. Lineage: Eukaryota; Metazoa; Chordata; Actinopteri; Perciformes; Eleginopidae. The transcript is spliced from 13 exons. The record is from RefSeq and is a predicted model, not a curated record.